This is a messenger RNA of Stereum hirsutum FP-91666 SS1, 2115 nucleotides long. RefSeq names its product IMS-domain-containing protein. Lineage: Eukaryota; Fungi; Basidiomycota; Agaricomycetes; Russulales; Stereaceae. The record is from RefSeq and is a predicted model, not a curated record. Gene Ontology annotation, biological process: error-prone translesion synthesis. The transcript has 12 exons. Gene Ontology annotation, cellular component: nucleus. The coding region runs from base 1 to 2115 and encodes 704 amino acids. Gene Ontology annotation, molecular function: damaged DNA binding; DNA-directed DNA polymerase activity.
AUGGCGGCGCCAGAGCCUUCUCAAGAUACCGCUAGCCUUGUCAAGCGACUUGCUGGUCCAUCCACCACCAAAGCUGGACUUGCUAAGGAUCAAACGGACAUUAAUCGAAUCAUUGCUGAGGCAUCUAAAGGCUCUGCGUUCUAUGAGAAUGAGAAGCGGAAGGAUAAGGAUUUGACAGAGAGAAUAGAGCGGAUACUGAAGGAAAGAGAUGAGGCCCUUCGAGGGGUGGAUCUUCCUCAGCGAGACCUCUCCCAAUACAUCGUUCACGUCGACAUGGACGCUUUCUACGCUAACGUCGAGCUGCUGCACAACCCGGAGCUCGCUGGAAAGCCAUUCGGGGUCGGAAAGGGCAUGUUAACCACGGCAUCUUACGAGGCUCGCAAGUUUGGCGUGCGUUCUGGUAUGCCGGGAUUCAUCGCACAGAAAUUGUGUCCGGAGAUGGUUUUCGUGCCUAUAAACAUGGCACGGUAUAGUGAGAUGUCGAAGAGAGUGAUGAGCAUAUUUAGGCAAUAUGACCCGAAUAUGUUGGCCGCAAGUGUCGACGAGGGAUAUCUCAAUAUCACAGAAUAUUGCAGAGACCAUGGGAUUGACCCUGAGGAGUGUGUGCGCCAGAUGCGACAGCAGGUGGUUGACGAGACUACUUUGACUGUCAGUGCAGGUAUUGCAGCAAAUAAGGUGAUAUGCUCCGACAAGAACAAACCCAAUGGGCAAUUCCGUUUGCCUCACGAGCCGCAGGCUAUAAUCGAAUUCAUGCGCGAUUUGUCCAUACGAAAGAUUCCUGGCGUCGGUCGAGUCAAUGAACGGCUGCUAGAGUCCAUCGGUAUCAAGACUUGUGGGGAUAUCUACACUCACCGCGCCGUACUGUCUUUGAUGGACAAACACUUCGGCCUCGUGUUCAUGUUGCGAACACACUUGGGGAUUGCGUCGAACGUGGUUCAACCUUGGGAGAGGGAAGAAAGGAAGAGCAUAGGUUCCGAACGGACCUUCAACACUCUUGGUGACAAAGACAAGAUUCUGCAGAAGCUGGAUGAGGUUGCGACAGAGCUAGAGGAGGAUAUGGAGAGAGGUGGUUGGACUGGACGGACGGUCACCUUGAAAUAUAAACUUGACACGUAUCAAGUCUUUACUCGUGCAAAGUCGUUCAACCGAUGGAUCACGAAGAAGGACGAUCUCUUCGCGACAGGCAGAGAUCUUUUGCUUCCAGAACUGCCUCUCAAGCUCAGGCUUAUCGGACUCCGAGUCACCAAGUUGAAAGACUUGAAGAAGAAAGAACCGGCGACGGGGAUCAAGCGUUUCUUUGAGUCUGCCGGCACCAGUGGUCCAUCCUCAUCCGCGAAGAGACAGAGAACCAUUCACCAUCAGAUGGAGGGACCGGAAAACGACGAGCUACCUAUCGCUCAAUACUCUGCAGUAGAUGGUGAUGAACAUCCGGUGGAUGAAGACUCUAUGCCUGGAUAUCAUGAAGAGGAACAAGAACUCGAGCUGGAAGGAUGGGAUAUGCAGCCACACGUACAGGACACAUCUAACUUUACGAAGCCUGAUUCUACGGCACCGCGUACCAGACCACGACCACCGAAUUCGGCUCCUGGACCCUCCUCACAACCUCUGGACGUCAGCGCCUCUCGUUCAGCGAAGCCGCACAGCACAAUAACAUCGUCGAACCCUCGCUCGGAUGUUCCUGGACGCACGAGAGUUAGUGUGGCGGACUGGCAGAACGAUCUUACCACCGCAUCCUCGUCCACAGGUGCUCACACGACGCAUCUCACCGAACAGUCUGACAGUGCUGACAUGAUCUGUCCGAUCUGUGGUGAUGAGAAGUUUGCGGAUAAUAUGGCCUUGAAUGCUCACGUUGACUGGUGUUUGAGUAGAGGGGCGAUCCGGGCUGCGCAGGGUGAAGCGAGAGCAGGGAAUGUGAGAGAUGAAGAUGAAGAUAAUGAAACAGACAGGAAGGCGAUGGCAAGCACCAAUGCAAGGACUACGGGAAAGAAAGGAAAACCAGAUGCCAGUCGGAUGAGCGGGGUGGAAUCAGAACAGAAGGAGUGGUGGAAGGUGGGUGUAGCGAAGACUGUGAAGACUUCAAAAGCCAAAGGAAAACCUGGGAAGGCGAAAGGAUAG